Molecule: messenger RNA, 447 nt
Organism: Ochotona curzoniae (black-lipped pika)
Lineage: Eukaryota; Metazoa; Chordata; Mammalia; Lagomorpha; Ochotonidae
Product: dynein heavy chain 6, axonemal-like
Exons: 5
Coding region: 1-447 (148 amino acids)
Biological process (GO): microtubule-based movement
Cellular component (GO): dynein complex
Molecular function (GO): dynein light intermediate chain binding; dynein intermediate chain binding; minus-end-directed microtubule motor activity
Source: RefSeq, a predicted model, not a curated record
AUGUGGAGCCUGGAGCAGCAGAGCGGCGAGUCAAGUGUAAAAGAUGUCCAGGACUGUGGCUGGAUUUCUGGUUUGGCCAUAAAACGAAAAGCAAUGAUGCUGCAGAGAAAAGAGCUGGAGGAGACUUGUGACUACCUUGAAACGAAAAGGAUGAUUUUCCCCAGGUUUUACUUCCUCAGCACCGAUGAGCUGCUUGCGAUCCUAGCCGGCAGCAGAAACCCUGAGUCUGUACAGCCUCAUCUAGUGAAGUGCUUUGAGAAUGUGAAGCAGCUGAUGAUAUGCAAGCAAGAGAUCAGCCCCUCUACCAUAAGGAUGCUCAUGUCUGCUGAAGGCGAAGGCCUCGUGCUGCACAAGAAAAUUCACGUAAGAAGUGCUGUAGAACAGUGGCUGGCAAAUGUAGAAAAAAGCAUGUUUGAGGCGUUAAAAAGACAGGAUUACCAUGUAUAG